CCGUGAAGCAGGAUCGUUCUCUUUCUUUGUCUCUCUCUCUUUCUCUCUCUUUAUCUACUUCUUCUUCUUGUUCACCUCUUCGUAGAAGAGGAUACCAAGGAGUCAUGAGAAUGAAAGAAAGAAAGAGAUAAGGAAAGAGAGAGAAGGAUAAAUAAAUAAAUAGAGAGACAGCAAGUACCGAAACGAAAAAGCUCUCGGCUAGUCUCGUAGAAAAAAAGAAAAGAAAGAACGAGGCAAAAAAAGGGAAAAGGAAAAAGAUAGAAAAGAGAUAGACUAGGAAGAUGAGGGUGAAGGGUGAAUAAUAAGGAAAAAAGAGAAAGAAAGAUAGAGGGAUAGAGAGAGAAAAAGAAAAAGAGACUCGAAGGAGAAGAGAGUAGACUAAUAGUCGUAGUAGAGGCGGGAAGAAAGGUGUCGGUGUGUUGACAUCUCUAGCCUCGGAGGGUGUCUCAUGUGCGCUCUACGUAACUCCACGGCUAGCUUUGGGGCUGUUGCUGGAGAAGGAAGAGGAGGAGAAAGAGGAGGAAGUGGAGGAGGAAGCCUAGUUUCGAGCAUCGAUCUCGAACCAUCGGCGCAGCUACUGCUGCUGUUGCUGCUGCUGCUGCUUCUGCUGCUUCUACUGCUGCUCCUGCUGCUGGCGCCGCCGCCGUUGUUGCUGCUGGUAAAGGAGGAGGUACUGGUGGUUGUGGCGGUGGUGGUGGUAGUGGUGGUGGUGGUGGUGGUACUGCUGCUAUGAGAAUGGCGCGAGUGCUAGAGGAAGACGCGAAAUCGUCGCAUCCUCCGUUCGUCGGAGGGCCGCGACAGAAGGACGACGGUGUGCCGCUCGUUGAAGAAGCGGUAGAGAACGGGCCGGUGAACGUUGCGAUUCGAUAAACGAAAUUUAUCAGCUUUUAGCUUUUCUCCGAAUGACAACGUAGAAGACGCCCUCUCAGCGUCUCGACGUUCAGGUUCGAGAAGGAUGCUGAACAGAGAGAGAACGUCGUCACCGAUAUCGACUACAACGAGGAUCACGAUGAGGAUCACGAAGACAAAUAAAAAGAGGAGAAUAACGAGGAAGUUGCAGGAGAGGGCUGAGCGUACUUUGGGUCUUCCCGAUGGAAUGCGAGCAGCCGAUCGAACGGCACGACUCGAAGGCGAUGUUCCGCGUUUUCCCGCGUAAUCGCGACCGCCUCGCUUGACCAACGGCGGUAAUCUCGCGGCGCGAUCAACGAAACAGCCAAAAUAUUGAAGAAAGUUUCGACGACGAUCCUUUGGCAUCUUUCUAUCUCUCUGUCUUUCUAUAUCUCUCUAUAUAUCUAUCUAUUUAUCUAUCUAUCUAUCUGCUUCUCUCAAAAGACUUUCGAACGAUCUUCGAACUCGCCGAUAUAUCUAUUUCAUUUCAAAAGACACAACGCCGACCUUAACUUUUGCCGUUCGUGUACGAUGUCCGUUCAAAGUGAACAUUAAUGUCCUUAAACGCUCCGAUGUAACGACAAAAAUCAAGACAUAUUCACAUAUUGAUAAUCCACGUAUCCUCCAAUUAAACAAAAAAUAUGGAUUGCUGCAACUACGUCGAAGCGUACACACCUAGUGCUCAUUUUUAUCAACAGCAACAACACCAUCAACAACAACAACAACAUCAACAGCAACAUCAUCAACAACAGCAAGCCUACUUUUACAACAACACUAGCGUUGCCCCAUACGCAAACUAUGGUACCACACCGAUUUCGAACAUGCUCGAGGCUAAUACACGUUAUAAUGCUGUCCUUCCGGCUGCUUAUCAUCCGACAGACUACGUCUACAAUCCCAAGGAGGCCCGAAUACGAAAAGCUAUGCGCGAGCAAAGCCGAGAAUCCUCAAGACGCUCGAUCCUGCAGGGCACGGUCGGGAAUGCACAGGAAUCUCUUGGAGCCUCGUCGUCAACAACGACGGCGACGACUACGACGACGACGACGACGAGGACGUCAUGUUCAUUGGCUGAUGAAUUCUUGGAUCAACAACAACAGCGGAAUCAUCUUGAUUGCAGUGCUGCGGGCUUGACCAAUUACCGAACAGAGCAAUUCGUCGGGCAAGCUCAUCAACCGCAUCAACAUGAUCAACAGCCAACGAUACAAGAGUCUUGGUGUCCAACGGUAAACGAACCACGUUCGAAAUAUGGAUACAAUGGCAGGGGACUAGAAUGGUAUACUGGUAUUAAUCUUGAGGUUGACGUUGAGCAGAGAUCACGACUCGCUAUGCAACAAUAUCAACUUCUUCAACAACAACAACAACAACAACAGCAGCAGCAGCAGGAACAACGACAACAACAACAGUUUGGUUUGGGAAAACAACCAAUAAACAUUAUCAGUUAUCAAGCAGCAGCCGCUACCGUUGCAGCUGCAGCUAAUCUCGGGAGAGAAAUUAGACGUCAACAGAUGCUUGGAAGCUACCAACUUACUGGAUUCCCUGAAGAACAAAAGUGGAGUCCUUAUCAGAACGUCGCGCAUACACAUCAUCAACAUGUAAGACCAAUCCAAUUACCCGCUCCACCGCAAAUUAUUAUUCCUCAUGUUAGCAGACAGGAAACUACUACUCAAGGAGCAUGGGGUCAUUUCUGCCACAAUUUGCCAACGUAUGUCCCUGGUGUGAUCCGUAACGUUACGAUGCACGGAAUUCGGCAAGCCAUCUUCUUGCGAGAUAGUACGUCCAAUAGACAGGGCGCAGAGAAUCAAUCGCAAAUACCAUGUAUUUCACGAAAACGCGAGCUCGAUAACACGCGUGACCUGUCUUAUCCGCCACCGGAACAUCAGCAGAUACUCACAGAAGCAUCUACAUCAGCGAUACCCAGAAGAUGUGAGAUAAUUGAAGAAAUGAGAUGGCAAGCGAAUCCGGUAACAGGUUCAAGGAUUUUCAAUGGAUUAUUAAUCCCAGCGACGAUGACGUCAAAGAGACCAAGAGAUCAGGAAAAAGACCAUGAUCAUCAUUCCUCCGAGAGCUUUGAAUCGAAGAAGCCAAAUUUGACACAACCCUUGCCCGGAUUUCAUCAAGCUUUUGGCUCGACAGAGAUUGGGAAGUUCUCGAGAUCGGAAUAUUUCGCGAACAUGAUCGGCGAUAAGAGUACCAGCGCAGAAGAGGAUAAGAAAGAGGACGUAAGUCAGAUAGUGGCCGCGGAAGUGAAAGGCACGGUGGUACCAACGACGAUGACGACGGCGACGACAACGACAACGACGGUAACUUCAAAUUCAACGAGAAGAAACUUUGACAAAGGAAAGUUCGAAAAUGAAGUCGUCGGAGCCGUUGAUCCGACAUCGUCUUUCGAUGUUGCCAAUCAAUGUUCGAGCAACAACAUUUUUCCAACGUCGUUGUCAUCGUCAUCGUCAUCGUCAUCGACAUCGACGUCAACCGAUGUUUAUUGUGGACAGCCCAUCAUCUCGCCUUGGCACAGUCCGCACGUCGGUCCUGUAGGUAGUGAAAUUUAAGUGUAUUAUCCAAUCAAAAAACAAAAAAAAAGCAAAAAAAAAAGAGAUUGCGAACAUUUUCGCGCCAUUUUAUUCGUUACGUUUUAGUGGUCUUCCCGUCGAGAAUCGAUCGAUCAUCAAAGAAGGAAAGUGAUUCGGCUUGUCCGAGAAAUGUGUGCCAAUGUAUGCUAACGAUAAUGAUGAUGAUGAUAGUGAUAACGAUGACGGUAAUAGUAUCGUCGUUAAUGUUUUUGGCAACACAAAUAGCAUUUUUAUCUGUGGAUAACAUGUAUAUGUCUAUGUACACGUAUAUGUACACAGGAUGAAAAAUAUAACGUAAAUCAUCAUUUUUCUCCUCGAAAAAAAUCUUUUUUUUUCUAUUUUAUGUAUAAUUUAUAACUUUACGAAACGAUCACAAUUUACCUAUUCUUUUCUUUAUAUAUUUUAUUAAAUAUUUCAAAAUAUGUAAAUAUAGUCGCGUUAUAUGAUUCAGUCUGUACAUUCGAUUAUCGAUGAUACAGUCAAAGAGACUACAGGAAGAUAUAUAUAUAUAUAUAUAUAUAAACACACACACAUAAAUAUAUUUAUAAUUCUUUCGUUAGGAAAGAAAUGGAGUUGUUCUCUUUGGUGAUCGAUCGACGAAAGACUUAUCGUCUUGAAAGUUCUAACGGUCUCUUACUCUCUCUUUCUUUUCCUCUCUUUCUCUCGUAAAUGUGACUUAGAUACUGAGUACCUUAUCGAGAAACUAAAAUCAAUAUCAAAGAUCGUAUGUCGAGCUAUAAUCAAAAUAUAUACAUAUAUAUAAUAUAUGCAUAUUAUAUAUAUACAUAUUAUAUCGAAGUUGAUUUAUCAUCAAUCUGUAAGAGGAAAAUAGAACAAAGGGGAAGGAAGAAAAAAGAGAGAAGAAAAGAAAACGACCGACGAACGUAUGUUAUCAAGUAGGAUUAUUAAUUAAGCGAGAGCACGUAUCAACGCGCAAAUCAAAAAAAAAAUAAAUAAAUAAAUAAAAAGAAGAAAAUUAAAAGGAAAAGAAAAAAGGACGAUUAAGAUGAUCAAUUUUACGCGCUGACGUUGCGAACAUGAGAAGGAGAGAAGCCGACAGAUAAGCGUCUUUCUAUUUCUGACAAAUAUUUCUCUAAAGGAAUGCACAAUUAAUCGCGACCAGUAUUCGCUUACGGAGUCGUUAAAAAAAAAAAAAUAAGAUAAAUAAGAAAAGAAAGGAUCUUUUCUUCCUACUGGAAGAAUGAUCUUAACAAAAAGAAAUAAUCUUCUAUCUCUCUUUCAUCUGUAAUAUCUCUUCUCCAUAAUGAUAUUAUGUUGAUACAACGUAUGCAACAUAAAGUAUCAUAUUCAAUUUUGAACGUUAUCUUUUAUUCGAAAUAUUAUCGACACCUUUAUUUAUGUAUUCAGUUAUGUUCAUGUUAAUUUAAAUUGACAAACGAAUGAGUUAUAAUAUUUUUUAUGUCUUGAUUUUACGUCUUGUAACGGAAAUCAUUUAUUAUAACAUAUAAUAGGCACAUAAAGCAUUAAAAUUUUCACCGGAAAGAGAAAAAAGUAAAACAUAAAACUUAUAUGUUCGUAAACAACAUUAAAAUCGUAGAAGUGUCGAUUUAAGUUUCGUUUAUUUUAUUUUCAGAAUUUGAGAUACAAUGUUAAAAAAUUGAGGUUAUAAAUUGAACGUGACAAUUUACGUUGUAAUAUACAUAAUAUUAAUCGUAAAUCAUUCAUCACUAUUUCCGUAAGCGAAGUGUGAACACGUACCGGUGCAAGUUUCACUUGUAUCAAUUGAUCGAUCGAUCCAUCGAUCAAUCGAUCAAUUAUAUAAAUUUGGGAUAAAUUCGUGUCGGGCAUACCCUGUACCUACAAUGGGACCAAAUUAACGAAUAUUAAAGAAAAAAAAAGAAAAAAAAAGAAAGAAUCAAGGAACAAUGUUUAUUUUGCGUUCACCGUCGCGCUUGCGUCCUACGUAUUGUCGCACGAAGCGUUCUCUCAUUCUGUUCGCACGAUCGCUCGAAGAUUCGAUUCCAUUGGCCAAGUUUUGACGGCAAAUCCUCGUUAUGAUAUUCGGAUUUACCAAAAUAAUCCACGAGAAAGAUCUAUCGCUAUCGAUUUACCGAAACAAAUACAAAGAAGACUUUUACUUAUUCCUCUUAAUUAAUUAUACAUAAUCAUCAUAAGUAGCGACAUGAUCGAUUCGAUAGAGAACAUAUUUAUCGAUAGAUUAAUCUGAUAAAUUUUUACAUACGAGAACAUACGUCUUAACUUAUUACCGUUGUUGUUGUUGUUGUUAUU
This is a messenger RNA of Vespa velutina, 5705 nucleotides long. Its product is annotated as putative mediator of RNA polymerase II transcription subunit 12. The coding region runs from base 1530 to 3434 and encodes 634 amino acids. The record is from RefSeq and is a predicted model, not a curated record. Lineage: Eukaryota; Metazoa; Arthropoda; Insecta; Hymenoptera; Vespidae. The transcript is spliced from 6 exons.